AAUAUUAUCGGUAACAGAGUAAAACCUUUGGGUGCCCUAAGGGUUUAUGGCAUGGAAUGGCGCCGAGAGGUAUGGGAGAAUGCAGCGCCUAGGCGCGCGGAGGCUCCUCCUGCCAUGCCCUAGAUCGCUGCGAGAUGGAGCUCCUUCGCCUCCCCGUUCAGCAUUUUCGCCCGGGAAUCGCCUGCUACACGGCUGCGCUGGAAUAUUUCCAGGGUCUGGAGCAGCAAGAUCGAUUCGGGAUGGAUCGCCAUUGCCUCUUCGAACGAUCUUCUCGUCGCAAAAUCGUCGGCUACACUGCUGCGGUCGAGUAUUUCCAUGCGCUGGGGCCGCGAGAUUGCUUGUGCCUCAGAUAUUUCCCACUGUCUCGAGCACUCCGUGGAGAAUCCAGAAGAGAUUCAUGGGAGGAGCAAAGAAGAGCAUGGCAAGGGCCAGGAAGAAUUUCGCCAAGAAGGUCAGGAAGCAGAUCCGAGCUAAGCAGCUCAGCCAGAGGCCACAGAUUGCAGCUCUGGACGUCCAUCUCCGGCGGGAGACGAGAAUGCGAAUGGUAUGGAACGUGAAGCUCAUUCUAGCGUCCAGAGAUGGACAUGUGAUACCGUCCACGGAGUUUACCAGGCUAGCCAGAGACCUCGGCUUUCCCAAGGCCAAGCUCUUCGCGGAUUUCGUCAAUAGCUUCCCAGGAGUUUUUAAGAUCUCCAGCGACCAGGAGGACAGGCGAGUAAGAUGGCUCGAGUUUACAGAGAAGGCGGAGCUCCUGAUCGACCAGGAAGAAAAAGUUAUGAGAGAAUACCACGAGCCUCUCAUCGUCCGGAACCUGAGGAAGAUCUUGAUGAUGGUGCCCGCGCAUCGAGUUCUUCUCACGAAGCUCUCUCACAUACGAUCGAGCUUGUGGAUGCCUGACAACUUCAAGACGGCCAUCCUGCCAAAGUAUCCGCAGUACUUUACGGUCACCGGAGCUUACUUGGAGCUAGCAGCAUACGAUAAAGCUCUCGCUGUUACCACCAGAGAGCUCAACCAAAGGAUGAAAGGUGGCGGCAAGGCUGGCGAUCGUGACAAGUACAGCUUCAGGAUCUGCGUUGAGCCACACACGGUUCUCCAUCGUAGCAUUCUGAAGAGGAUCUUGAGCUUCCAGCGGCUUCCGUUCCCAAGCCCCUACGAGCCUGUCGCCGAGCUCGACCUCCGGUCCAUGGAAGGACAGAAGCGUGUGGUUGCCAUCUUCCACGAGUUCCUCAGCUUGACAGUCGAGAAGAAAGCGUACGUAGAUCACGUCGGGUUCUUCACUCGUGAUCUUGGUCUUCCCCAGAAGCUGGAAGACAUGCUCUGCCGCUUCCCACACAUCUUCUACGUGAGCAUGAGGGGCGAUCGGCACGUCGUCUUCCUCAAGGAGUACUACCGGAAGGGCCAACUUAUUGAGAAGCAUCCUCUCUUCACCAUCAAGCAGGAGUUUGGCAGGCUCAUGGACUUCAGGGUGUUCAGGGAGAGCCGUCCAAGGGAAGUGAGAGGCAUCUGUGCGGAAAGCUUUGUCGCGCCACGGCAGCCAGUGUCGGAAACUGGUUGGAGCUUCCCAUUUCCUCCGGCCCCGCAAGGAUGCGCUCUACAAACUCGUCAAGGAGACGUGCCACAGGCUAAAGUUGGCGAGGUUGUCGAAGCAGCAACAGUAGUGGAUCCUGUCAAGGGAGCAAAUGCACCGCUGACGAAUGGUGCCAAUCCUCGCUCUCGAGCUGUCAUCCUGAAGAAGCUCGGACUUUUCAGUGACGACGAGAAAUCCGACGAAGAAGGAAGACAAUCAGUAGCGCCUGCAACAGCUGUUGAAGAUAGAGCACCAGAUUCGGAGAUAUUUUUGCAACUGGGCUUCGAUGACGAGGAUGAAAGUCCGAAAGAUGUUUCUGCAACACCUGGAAAGCAGCCAAGUCUGGGAGCGAAGCUGGGAUUUUGUAGCGAUGACGAAAACUCUGACGACGAAAGGCGACAAGUUAGUAUCGGUGGAGGAGGUGGUGGUGAUUCCUGGAGCUGGAAGGCACUUCAGCCCAGUCCGCAGGAGGAGCCGCCGCUGGAACGAAAGAGGAAGAAGCGCGUGUCCAAACCAUUCUGGGAGAAGAAACCAUUCGACGGUUUCAACGAUCCAUUCUUCUAAGCAGCUCGAGAGGCGAACAACGAUUUUUUU
Molecule: messenger RNA, 2161 nt
Organism: Selaginella moellendorffii
Lineage: Eukaryota; Viridiplantae; Streptophyta; Lycopodiopsida; Selaginellales; Selaginellaceae
Product: protein WHAT'S THIS FACTOR 1
Exons: 1
Coding region: 47-2131 (694 amino acids)
Molecular function (GO): RNA binding
Source: RefSeq, a predicted model, not a curated record